This is a messenger RNA of Bufo gargarizans (Asiatic toad), 2128 nucleotides long. RefSeq names its product gastrula zinc finger protein XlCGF71.1-like. Gene Ontology annotation, molecular function: RNA polymerase II cis-regulatory region sequence-specific DNA binding; DNA-binding transcription factor activity. Gene Ontology annotation, biological process: regulation of transcription by RNA polymerase II. Lineage: Eukaryota; Metazoa; Chordata; Amphibia; Anura; Bufonidae. The transcript has a single exon. The annotation marks the transcript as partial. The record is from RefSeq and is a predicted model, not a curated record.
UCACAUCAGAGAAGUCACACAAGGGAGAAGCCAUUUUCAUGUUCAGAAUGUGAAAAAUGUUUUCAUCAUAAAUCAGCUCUUGUUACACAUCAGAGAAGUCACACAGGGGAGAAGCCAUUUUCAUGUUCAGAAUGUGAAAAAUGUUUUCAUCAGAAAUCAGGUCUUGAUACACAUCAGAGAAGUCACACUGGAGCGAAGCCGUUUUCAUGUUCAGAAUGUGAAAAAUGUUAUCAACAGAAAUCAGAUCUUGUUACACAUCAGAGAAGUCAUACUGGAGAGAAUCCAUUUUCAUGUUCAGAAUGUGAGAAAUGUUUUACCCGGAAAUCAUCUCUAGUUAAACAUCAGAGAAUUCACACAGGGGAGAAGCCAUAUUCAUGUUCAGAAUGUGAGAAAUCUUUUCCUAACAAAUCAGCUCUUAAUAGACAUCAGAAAAUUCACACAGGGGAGAACCUAUUUUCAUGUUUAAAAUGUAGAAAAUGUUUUAACCAUAAAUCAGCUCUUGUUAGACAUCAGAGAAUUCACACAGGGGAGAAGCCAUUUUCAUGUUCAGUAUGUGGGAAAUGUUUUAGCGAUAAAUCUGCUCUUGUUAUACAUCAGAGAAUUCACACAGGGGAGAAGCCAUUUUCAUGUUCAGAAUGUGGGAAACGUUUUAACGAUAAAUCAACUCUUCUUAAACAUCAGAGAAUUCACACAGGAGAGAAGCCAUUUUCAUGUUCAGAAUGUGGGAAAUGUUUUCAUCGUAAAUCAGCUUUUGUUAGACAUCAGAGAAGCCAUUUUCUUGUUUAGCCCGUUGGUGAUUGCCCCUACUUGUUUUAUGGUGGCCAGUAAUUGGCUUUAUUCCAUCAGAUAAGUUUUUACUAGGGCUCUUGGACAUGGUAGUAUGGCCAAGGUGCCCGUUAUGCAGACCAGAAACAGCAGGUCUUUAAUAUACAGGCACCAAUCAUGCGCACUUCAUAUCACAGAUGAACGCGGACCCAUUGACUUGAAUCUGUCUGACUUCCCCAAGAUACAGCAAGGUUUGGAGCAGAGGCACAGAUCGAAGCGCUUCCGUAGGAUUUCUAUCCAUGCAUCCACACCAAACAAAAUGUAUCUUGCGGAUCGUGCACCCAUUGAAGUGAUGUUCGUGUGCAAAAGCCCUUUCAGAGAGCUAAAACAUCACCUUGCUUUCAGCUACCAGAGGUAGUUUAGGGCUUGGAGUGGUGAGAGCCGCCCAAACACUGUGAGAGCUCCCCAAAAAUUGAUGGUCUCCUGUAUUCAUUGAAGGACAGGUCCAAUUUUAUAUAUCUCCUCUAAACAAAAAUUUGGUGAGAGGAAAUAAAAACAAAAACAAAGGCACCACUAAGCCUGUGAUUGGUAUCGGGUCCCUCCAUUCCUAUAAAACUGCAAAUACAGGGGUCUAUGGGAAUGUCUAUAAAAUAGAGCUGGAUUCUCAUAAGAGCUGGUGUCCAGACAUGUGGAUAAAAAAAAUGCGUCAUUCACACUUGUAAAUGGCCAGUGGAAUGACAGACUGGAUGUCUGCAGGCUUUCCACUGAACACGAGGACAGCACAGGGGUAGUAAUAGAGAGAGGGGCCACCACUGAUAAGAGUAAGUCUGUCUGUGUGACACAUGGUAAAUCUGUGGGAGUAGUGUAUCUUUCAACCAUACCUGACGAAGCUUAAAACCAGGGCCUGAUAUAAAAAAAUAACGAUCUACCUAUUCCAGCCCCGGUCUGUUAACAUAAAAAAUAUAUAUAUUAUAUCAAAUAUGGACUUAUCAGGAAACCCUCAGCUCUGGUCUUAAUGGGCACAUUUCAUCAGUAAUGUGCAAGUUCUCCCAAGAAGUGACCGAGGCUAGGAUUGCCUAAUUACAUAGAAGCCAUUUCUCAUCUUCCUAAAGGAAUAUCAUCUUAAUCUGUACACCCUGACACUGUUUCUUAAUAUAUUGUGUAGGUGAUUGCCUGUUUUGUGCACAUAGUGGUUUCUACCUUGCCAGGCAGAGGCUGUUUUGGUGCACAAGCUUCACAUUUGGAGGCCCCAGUUACAGUGAUGUGUAAUUGUUCCACCUGCCAAGAUAUAUCAAAAUCUAUAUACUGUAUAUAAAGGACGUAUAUAUAUGUGUCUGUGUAUGUAUGUAUGUUCCGCGAUAAC